AUGGCUGCACGCCUCGGACUAUGCAACAUUCUUCAAUGUUUGAUUAAUGGUAACUGUAACUUGGACUCGCAAACAAAACUUGGUGACACGGCGUUGAUGGUUUGCACAAGGUAUAAACAUGAGAAGUGUCUAAGAGUUUUAGUAUCAUCAGGAGCUGAUUUGGGGAUAGUAAAUUCGUUUGGUCAUUGCGCAACUUCAACAGCAACUUCUAUUCAUUGGACUAAAGAAUAUCAGAAAGCAGUUUUGGAUAUAAUUAGAGCCAGAAAGGUUGUUAAGUCUAGCAAUGCGUCUAGAUUUUCAUCUUUGUUAUUCGUCACUCACGCGAAUGACAUAGAGGCUUUGAAAAAAGUCGUUGAAAACAGAAACAUAAAUCUAGAUGAGCAAAAUGAGAGUGGAUUUUCAGCUGUCAUGAUAUCUGCUUCAGAGGGUAGCGUGGAGGCAUUCAAGUUGCUUCUUCACGCUGGAGCUGAUGUAACCAAUCUUAAAAACAAAGAUGGUUUAACAGCUCUAGAUAUCAUAGAUUUGAAACAAAAUGGUGAAGAUGGUCAUAAGGUGAUGUUUGAAUAUGCACUUAAAAAGGGAUGUUUGAAUAUUAGUACUUUAGCCGAAGCGAAUACUCUUCACCGUGCAGCUUGUUAUGGAGAUAUAAACAUGGUUGAAAAACUACUAAAGGAAGGGAAUUACGAUGUGAAUGGUUUUGAUGAAAAUGGAUAUACACCAUUGAUGUUAGCUGCCAGAGAAAGUAAUGGAGAAAUGUGUGGCCUUUUGAUAUCUCAUGGAGCAAAAUGUGAUAUUAAGAAUGAAAGACAUGAAACAGCACUUUUACUUGCAAGAGAAAAAAUUUUGAAAGGAAAUGAUGCAGAGAAUGUGAUCAUGGAUGAGUUAGCUAGAAGAGUAGUAUUGUGCGGUGCGCGUGUGAAGAAACAUACAAAAUGUGGUAAAGGACUUUCAUGA
Molecule: messenger RNA, 954 nt
Organism: Vicia faba (fava bean)
Lineage: Eukaryota; Viridiplantae; Streptophyta; Magnoliopsida; Fabales; Fabaceae
Source: the annotation of a GenBank genome assembly